Molecule: messenger RNA, 2694 nt
Organism: Schistocerca nitens (vagrant locust)
Lineage: Eukaryota; Metazoa; Arthropoda; Insecta; Orthoptera; Acrididae
Exons: 12
Coding region: 1-2694 (897 amino acids)
Source: RefSeq, a predicted model, not a curated record
AUGUGGUGGGAGAGAAGGGCGGGGGCGGAAGGACAGCAGAGGCGCGAGGCGACAGCCUCAGAGGCGGCCAGCAAAUGCGUGCGGUUGGAUGGAUGGGCGGCCACGGCACGGCACGGCACCGCACCUGUGCCCAAGGAGGAGACGCUGGCGGCGGGCCACCCUCGGAUGCGGCCGGCCGGGGCUGUGUGCGCCGCUGCAACAACAACGAGAAGACGAGAUGCGGGCAGACGCGUACAGAGAGACGAGCCCGGUCUGCAGCAGGAUGUGUGGCGCGCCGAGUGCAGAGCAGCGCGCGCCGGCUGGGCUGGGUUCGGCUGGGCCCGCCCGGCGGCGGGCCGCGCCGUUGUCGCGGACGUGAGCGCCCCCUGGCGGGUGGUCGGAGGCGGCGCGGUGGACGUGUGGCUGGUUGGCAGUGCACAUUGCGAGUGGCUGGCUGGCUGGCUGGCUGGCGGGCGGGCGGUCGGCGGCGGCGGCGAGAAGAGAGAGGAGACAUCACAUGUGCUGCUGCGCACCGGUGGCGUGGCGUGGCGUGGCGUGGGGGCGAGGAGAGCGAGCCGCGCCAGUACCGCGCGGUGUGCUUGUGCGCCGGAGAAUGGCACACUGCGCCUGCCCGUUGAGGAGGCUGAUGGCCGUGGUGUGGUGGAAAUGGAGCGCGUCGGACGUGUACCAAUGAGAAAGAGAAACAAAGCAAGCAACCACGAACGAAAGGUGGAGGGCGGCAUUGUGUCACAUGUGGCGUGCGGAGCCCAACGGCUGUGUCGUCGGCCGAAUGGGUGCGGGAAUAGAGGCCGCGUCGGCACGGAGAAGGAAGGACGCACGCGCGCUGCGGCGUUGGCGCGGUUUGCGGCUGGCGCCUUUGGUGGCAACGGCCAGGACAAGCAGCGGUGUAUGGUGUUGUGCGGGGCGGACAGGGGCGGCGGUGGUGGACGGGGAGGAGGCGGUGGCGUGUGUGCAGAGGCGGCCAGCAAAUGCGUGCGGUUGGAUGGAUGGGCGGCCACGGCACGGCACGGCACCGCACCUGUGCCCAAGGAGGAGACGCUGGCGGCGGGCCACCCUCGGAUGCGGCCGGCCGGGGCUGUGUGCGCCGCUGCAACAACAACGAGAAGACGAGAUGCGGGCAGACGCGUACAGAGAGACGAGCCCGGUCUGCAGCAGGAUGUGUGGCGCGCCGAGUGCAGAGCAGCGCGCGCCGGCUGGGCUGGGUUCGGCUGGGCCCGCCCGGCGGCGGGCCGCGCCGUUGUCGCGGACGUGAGCGCCCCCUGGCGGGUGGUCGGAGGCGGCGCGGUGGACGUGUGGCUGGUUGGCAGUGCACAUUGCGAGUGGCUGGCUGGCUGGCUGGCUGGCGGGCGGGCGGUCGGCGGCGGCGGCGAGAAGAGAGAGGAGACAUCACAUGUGCUGCUGCGCACCGGUGGCGUGGCGUGGCGUGGCGUGGGGGCGAGGAGAGCGAGCCGCGCCAGUACCGCGCGGUGUGCUUGUGCGCCGGAGAAUGGCACACUGCGCCUGCCCGUUGAGGAGGCUGAUGGCCGUGGUGUGGUGGAAAUGGAGCGCGUCGGACGUGUACCAAUGAGAAAGAGAAACAAAGCAAGCAACCACGAACGAAAGGUGGAGGGCGGCAUUGUGUCACAUGUGGCGUGCGGAGCCCAACGGCUGUGUCGUCGGCCGAAUGGGUGCGGGAAUAGAGGCCGCGUCGGCACGGAGAAGGAAGGACGCACGCGCGCUGCGGCGUUGGCGCGGUUUGCGGCUGGCGCCUUUGGUGGCAACGGCCAGGACAAGCAGCGGUGUAUGGUGUUGUGCGGGGCGGACAGGGGCGGCGGUGGUGGACGGGGAGGAGGCGGUGGCGUGUGUGCAGAGGCGGCCAGCAAAUGCGUGCGGUUGGAUGGAUGGGCGGCCACGGCACGGCACGGCACCGCACCUGUGCCCAAGGAGGAGACGCUGGCGGCGGGCCACCCUCGGAUGCGGCCGGCCGGGGCUGUGUGCGCCGCUGCAACAACAACGAGAAGACGAGAUGCGGGCAGACGCGUACAGAGAGACGAGCCCGGUCUGCAGCAGGAUGUGUGGCGCGCCGAGUGCAGAGCAGCGCGCGCCGGCUGGGCUGGGUUCGGCUGGGCCCGCCCGGCGGCGGGCCGCGCCGUUGUCGCGGACGUGAGCGCCCCCUGGCGGGUGGUCGGAGGCGGCGCGGUGGACGUGUGGCUGGUUGGCAGUGCACAUUGCGAGUGGCUGGCUGGCUGGCUGGCUGGCGGGCGGGCGGUCGGCGGCGGCGGCGAGAAGAGAGAGGAGGCAAUCCACGCCUACCAACUGCGACCUCAACCUUCCAGGGAGCCACAACAACCACCACAGCCGUCGUUUGCGGCAACACCGAAGGACUUCCCAUCUCUCCGAACACCCUGGUCGGCCGCAUCGUCCUUAUUUCAAACACCGUCUCAGCAACAACCACCUAGCCAGAAAAACACGGCGCGUCAACGAAUGCAAGACCUCCGCCAGCAACAACAGCAACAACGAUCCACGGACAACGCCCUCGGUCUGUCCGACAUUAUCGCCGCGCUAUCUAACAUGGGCUCAAUCAUCAACUUACUAAAAACGAAAAAUGUCUUUGCCAUCAUAGCGGAUACUGCUCGCAAAUUCAAUGACGCACCAGACUUGCUAUCCAAACUACUCACUCUACUGGAAGGAAUCAUGGCCUUUUUCACUGACUAA